CUCAUGCUACGGGCUUCUACGACGUUGGGUGAUUGUUCAUUAGUGUUGCUGAACUGUGCAAAUCUCGUCAGGUACCGCGGUUGUCAGGAGCGACCCGGCGCCCGCGCCCGCCCCCGCCCCCGCCCCCGCCAUGGACGACUCCGGCGGCAUCACCCUCAACAUCUCGUCCGCACCGGUCGCGCCGGCCAAGAAGAAAGCCGCCAAGCGACCCCCAGCUCCAGUCUCGUGGACUGCCGGGGCUCCCGGAACUUCAGAGUCCUCUAUAACCGCCGUGAGCUCUCAUUCCACCAAGAAAAAGGCGUUAACAGCGCGCCGACGCGACACCAACAAAGAUGGCGGCCGACGCGACUUCAAACAAGAUGGCAGCCGACGCGACGCCAAACAAGAUGGCGGCCGCGUCGCGGGCAACAAACCGGUGCUGGCGUCACUGUUCUCUCACAAUCCGGCCGUGCCGGAGCUGGGACUACCGGCGAGUGAGCCGGCCGUGGCGGACGUGUUCUCCGGACAGAACUUCUCCGACCUGCAGCUACACCCUCACCUGGUGGCGAACGUGACCAAGGCGCUGGGCGGCGCCGAGAUGACGCGCGUGCAGCAGCGGGCGCUGCCGGCCGUGCUGGCCGGCGGCGACUGUCUGGUGCGCUCACAGACCGGCAGCGGCAAGACGCUGGCCUACCUGCUGCCCGUCAUACAGGGUCUGCAGGCCAUCUCGCCGCCGGUGACGCGCGAGUCGGGCCUGUUCGCGCUGGUGAUCGUGCCCACCCGGGAGCUCGCGCUGCAGACACACAACUGCGCCGUCUCGCUGAUGAAGGCUUUCGUGCGCCUGGUGCCCGGCUAUCUGACGGGCGGCGAGAAGACGCUAGCCGAGAAGCGACGGCUGCGGCGCGGCCUGAAUCUGCUCGUGGCCACGCCCGGCCGCCUGCUGGCGCACGUGGCUAGCUCGCGCAACCUGCGGCUGGGCGCGCUCCGCUGGCUCGUGCUCGACGAGGCGGACCUGCUGCUCGACAUGGGAUACGAGAAACACGUGCGCAGUGUGAUCGAGGCCAUCCGAGAGCAGAGGGCCGAGCGGACGGCCGGCCGGCUGCAGACCGUCCUGUUGUCUGCCACGCUCGACGACCGCGUCCAGAAGCUCGCCGGACUGAGUCUAAGCGAGCCGACGUUUAUUGACGUUACAUCGGCGGGUGGCGACAUCUCGGGAGCGGAGGGCGAACUAGUGACUCCCGGCCAGCUCCGCCAGUUCGUGGCGAUCGUGCCCGCCAAGCUGAGAAUGGUGGCGCUCGCGGCCUUCAUUCUCUGGAAGUGCUCGCGGCGAGACGAGGGCAAGCUGGUGGUGUUCAUGAACACGCAGGACAUGGUGGACUACCACGCGGCGCUGCUGGAGACGUGUCUGCCGGGCCGCGGGCCGGCCGACCUGCGGUUCUUCAGGCUGCACGGCAGCAUGACACAGGCGGACCGGACCGGGGUGUUCACCGAGUUCCGCACGGCCCGCGCCGGGGUGCUAAUCUGCACGGACGUGGCGGCGCGCGGGGUGGACCUGCCGCACGUGCACUGGAUCGUGCAGCACACGCCGCCGUGCCGGCCGGCCGACUACGUGCACCGGGUGGGGAGGACGGCGCGCGCCGGCGGCGGCGGUGCUGCCAUCUGUCUGCUGACGCCGGCGGAGGCGGGGCUGGUGGACGUGCUGCGGAAGGGCGGGCUCAGUGUCUCCGACCUGAGCCUGGAGGCGAUCCUGGGCUCGCUGGUGUCGCCGUCUGCGCGCCGACCGGGCAGCGUCGAGGCCGCCGCCACUCAGCUGCAGCUCACACUGGAGGAGGCCGUGGCGCAGGACCGCCAGCUGCUCGACAUGGCGCGGAAAGCGUUCACCUCGCUGACGCGGGCGUACGCCACGUACCCGGCCGAGAUGAAGAGCAUGCUGUCGGUGCGCACCCUGCACCUGGGCCACUACGCCAAGAGCCUGUGCCUGCGCGAGGCGCCCAGCGCCGUCGGCAAGUGGCGGGAGGAGGUGCCGUCCGGACGCCGGACGCAGCGCGGCGAGAAGCGGUCGGCGGGCGCCGCCGCCGGCCGGCCCCGGGUCAAGAUCCCACACCCCUCCGACCUAGCUGAGUUCCAGAGCGGCCUCGACGACGGCGGUGCGGCCCGCAAACCGCGCAAGAAGAAACCGAAGACCGCGUGAGCGCCGCCGGGUGGCGGGCGGGCACGUGACUGUGGCCGGUGGUCGUGGCGGAUCUGAUGGAGCGGUCACGUGACCGCGGACGAUCACUUGCGGAGCUGAGACGGGUCGCACGACUACGGCUGGUCUCCUUGUUGGAAGCUGCGGGCGGCGUCACGUGGCCACGCGAAAAGAACUCGCCGUCGACGACAGAUGCUCGCGUUUUCGACUUCCACGCAGGGCUCGCGCGAGGGAGACGGGUUCUGUGUUGAAAGUGAGUAGAGAGGGCGUCGCGGGUCCGCAUCGGUCAGCGGCGGUAGCGACCGGACCGGAAUGAAUGUCGAGGACCGCAUCAGGACCGCUGCAGGACCGCUGCAGGACCACCGCAGGCUCCUAGACGGAAGAGUGACGAGCCUACGCUGCGGCAGCCCGGGCCCAUUGAGGAUGCCUGGCACUGCUGAUCGGCUGGCGGCCGGGGUGGGGACAGCCGGGGCGCCGCUACGGUGGUGAGAGAGCGCAGGUCUGGCCUGGCCGCCGUCGAGUGGAGCGGAGACUCCGGCGGAUAAUGUGGAUAAGUGGGGAGGGGGCCACCCGUAGUGCGACACCAUGUUGUUAUUGUCGGGAUCAGGCGUGCGUGCUGGCUGUGGGGAGUUUUUGUGCUGGAGGGUUUCACAUGUCAGUGUACAUUUACAUUCGUCCACGAAUCGUUGUGAAAUACAACAUAUAGAUCUUG
Pollicipes pollicipes is the source of this 2879-nucleotide messenger RNA. Its product is annotated as putative ATP-dependent RNA helicase DDX31. The record is from RefSeq and is a predicted model, not a curated record. Lineage: Eukaryota; Metazoa; Arthropoda; Thecostraca; Pollicipedomorpha; Pollicipedidae. The transcript has 14 exons. Gene Ontology annotation, molecular function: RNA helicase activity; ATP binding; nucleic acid binding. The coding region runs from base 131 to 2170 and encodes 679 amino acids.